Messenger RNA from Trematosphaeria pertusa, 1044 nucleotides. RefSeq lists its product as uncharacterized. The coding region runs from base 1 to 1044 and encodes 347 amino acids. The record is from RefSeq and is a predicted model, not a curated record. The transcript has a single exon. Lineage: Eukaryota; Fungi; Ascomycota; Dothideomycetes; Pleosporales; Trematosphaeriaceae.
AUGCCUUCGCUCUGGGAGUCGAAGAUUCCGGACAUCGAGACCCUCAAACGAGAAUUACCUGGGUCAGUAUUGACCGCUCUAGAUACUGAGGGUUUCUACAAACAAGGAAACUUGAACCCCAGCGAGAUCGGUCUCGCUGUACUUGGUGCAGGUCACACCCCUCGUCCUGCAGCUCGCUUCUCAGCCUUCUACGAAGAGAAUGGAGUACGAGCUUUCACCAUCCGACUCCGCGAACGAAAUAACCGGGGCAAUGAGUACCCAUACGGAAGCGUAGAACACGCAAAUGCUGAUGAAGUCGUCCCCAUCUUCGACAGGAUACUUUCCGGGUUCCAAGGGAAGUGCAUACUUACUGGCUUCGACUUGCAUGCGGAACUUAAAUGGAUAGCGCUAAAGUACCCGUCUCUUGCCACCCACUUCACCGCUUGGGUAGACGUGCAGGAGCUCGUCUGGCAACGAUGCAAACAGAUCGCUCUAGAACCAGAGAAAGUUCUUCCUUUCGGACUCAACAAGGCUCUCAAAGCUAUGCACAUUUGCGACUGGCGAGCAAAGUCAGCGCAUCAUUGUGCGUCCAAUGACGCAGUGAGGGCCUUGCGCAUCCUUAUCGGCCUGGCCACCGACGCUCCUUUUGCUAUACCCGACCCUAAGGUUAAACGUAUCCCUCCUCUAAAUACACCCGCCGUUCGUGCAUACCAGGCAUUUCUAUCAAGGCUCCCGAAACCGAACUACGGAAAGCACCCUUUCGAAGCGCGCGUUAUGGCUGUCGAUGGCAGCAAGCUUCCCCCUCUAACAUCUCGCUCUUUGUUGGACCGUUAUGCUGGAUAUGUGGGGCUGAAAGCCGUGGGGCUCAAUUGGCAAACCGAGGCUGCGAGAUCAGAAGGAGUAAGGAUCUGGUGGGCAUCAUUGCUGUCGCAGGAAUCGCUGGAUAACUUCGCUCGAGACAAUGAUGGAUCGACACUCAACGGCAUCCAGCUCCGCGUAGUCACGAGCGGCAAGCCGCAUCUGCAGGCUCAGCAAGCGCGACGGAUACGGGUGGAGGGUUUGUAG